Molecule: messenger RNA, 1991 nt
Organism: Chrysoperla carnea
Lineage: Eukaryota; Metazoa; Arthropoda; Insecta; Neuroptera; Chrysopidae
Product: nose resistant to fluoxetine protein 6-like
Exons: 13
Coding region: 200-1984 (594 amino acids)
Molecular function (GO): acyltransferase activity, transferring groups other than amino-acyl groups
Source: RefSeq, a predicted model, not a curated record
AUCAACAAUAUUGUGUUUUAUUCUGAUUUAUAAUAUUAAUCAAGUGACUCCAUCAGUUGUAACAACAAAUAAUGUACUCAAUAUUAUAAAAUUUUAUACGCUUCAAUCAGAUGCUGAAUUAAGCGCUCUUUGUAGAAAACAAAGUGAUAUUUAUUUUAAAACUUUAAUAACAUCAACUAAAGAUGAAUGGGCUAAGGAAAUGAUGGAUGCCUCAUCCAAAUUCCAACCUGGAGUUUACUUCGGAAACGUUGCUGAUUUAGGAGCAUUUGAUGAAUGUUUACAAAUUGAUAAUGAUAAAGAGAAUAUUAAAGGCAAAUAUUGUCUUACAAAAUUAAAAAUACCAUUGCUGCACAACAAAUCCUUCAUUCGUAUGCAGAAUCUUUGGGAUAAUUUUGAUGAAAAUGAUCAGCCUGAGAAUUUUGCUCGUGAACCACCAGAUUUUACGCAACGAUGGUCAAUUUGUGUACCAUAUGGAUGUACAGCAAAAGAUGUUGAAACACAUUUAAACAGUUACGAUAAAAAUCUAAAAUUUACAGUGGAAGAAAAAUACUGUCAGACAAUUGAAUCUCAACCAAAACUGAAUUCCGGUGAUUGGGCCACAAUAGGUAUUCUUAUAGCUUUUGCUUGUGUUAUUAUUUUAAGCACAUGUUAUGAUGUUUAUCUCCAUCAAGCAGAUAAAGAUCCAAUACACCCUUUAACAAUUGCAUUUUCGUGGUUCAGCGGUUUCCAAAAAUUGAUUAAAAUAAAUAAUAAUCCUGAUCUGUUACCUUGCUUAAAUGGAAUUCGAGUACUUAGUAUGCUUUGGAUAAUUCAUGGCCACGAAACUUCUGCUUUAUCAAAGUUUACACUUUUUAAUUCAAAAUAUGCUUUAGAUUGGCUUACACAUUGGUGGGCGUUGUUUACUGUUUCAAGUUCCGUCUCUGUUGAUUCAUUUUUCUUCCUAAGUGGAUUACUUCUAAUGUACGGGUUUCUCAAAUCGAAGGCCAAAAAAAUUCCUUUCAAUAUUCCUGUAUUUUACAUUCACCGAUAUCUUAGAUUAACACCAGCAUUUGCAGCUGUAAUAAUUUUAUAUAUAACGUUUUAUAUGAAACUUGGUACCGGUCCAUCUUGGGAAACAGUUAAUCAUAAUUUUCAAGAUAACUGUAAGGAACAUUGGUGGUCAAGUUUGUUAUAUAUUCAUAACUAUGUAGCUCCUGAACAAAAUUGCGUAGGCCAGACAUGGUAUUUAUCCGUCGACAUGCAGUUAUAUAUCUUAUCGCCUUUAAUAUUAAUUCCUAUUGGUAAAUGGCCUAAAAUUACACCAUAUUUAUUUGGAAUUCUAGCAGUAGUGUUUACAAUCAUUCCUACUAUAGUGGCUUGGCACUAUGAAAUACCUGCACUUGCGUUGAAUGUAGCUAUUCCUGAUUGGCAUAAAAUAUAUUAUGCCCAAGUACAUACAAGAGCUGGUCCAUGGAUUAUUGGCUUAGCUCUAGGAUACAUUUUAUUUGAAACCAAACAUAAAAAAUAUCGAAUAAAUAAGAUUUUAGUGACUCUAUUGUGGCUUUUAACUGCUGCAGUCAUGUUAUAUAUAAUUUUUGGAAAUUAUCCAGGGUUAGAUGACAAUUUUCAAUAUAGCAGACUCUAUAAUAGCUUAUUUACUGGAUUUCAUCGAAAUUUAUGGGCUCUAGGAUUAAGUUGGAUAGUUUUUGCCUGCAUACAUGGCUAUGGGGGUCCGGUGAAUUGGUUUUUAUCAUUAUCAGUAUUCCAAUUUUUUGCAAAACUUACCUAUUGUUUAUAUUUAUUACAUAAAGCGGUACAAAACUACAAUCGUGGUAUUGUGAGGGUACCAGUUAUCUUCACCAACUAUACAAUCUUACAGUCAUUCUUUAGUACAACAUGCCUGAGCACAUUCAUUUCGAUAAUUUGGGUGCUAUGUUUCGAAGCCCCUUUUGCUAUAAUCGAUACAGUCAUAAUAAAAGCAGUGUCAAAUUUAUGGAAAAAAUAGGCUGCAU